UUUAUAAAUAAAUACGACAAUAACUAGAAAUAAUCAUGAACUGCUUCGAGAACGUGACUAUGCCGAAUUUCGUAUGGUUCGAAGGAGGAGAAAGGCGCAAUAUUUUUGCGUCCAUGGCUGCAGGUUUUCUGUACUUUACAGGCUGGUGGUUUAUAAUUGACUCGGCAUCGAAGUACCCUAAUGAACUACCAAGUGCAGCUUAUGCCUGCGGAGUGAUGGCUACCAUUUCCCUGCUUAUGGUCAACUCUGUUUCAAAUGCACAGGUGCGAGGAGAGACAUACACGGGGGGCUGCAUGGGUCCGCGUGGCGCGAAGUUCUUCCUCUUCAUCGGCUUUGUUGUAGGCUUUGCGUCACUCAUCGCAGCUAGCUUGACACUGCUUGCCAAAUAUGUAAAAACUGAUGUGACCAAACACACCUGGGUGGGCGUGAGCCUGCUAUUGCAAAACGCGUUCAUCUUCGCCGGCUCGCUAGCCUUGAAGUUUGGCCGCGCCGAGGACCUGUGGGGCUAA
This is a messenger RNA of Cydia amplana, 509 nucleotides long. RefSeq names its product transmembrane protein 50A-like. The record is from RefSeq and is a predicted model, not a curated record. The coding region runs from base 36 to 509 and encodes 157 amino acids. NCBI's taxonomy places the organism in Eukaryota, Metazoa, Arthropoda, Insecta, Lepidoptera, Tortricidae. Gene Ontology annotation, biological process: protein targeting to vacuole; late endosome to vacuole transport via multivesicular body sorting pathway. The transcript is spliced from 4 exons.